AGUUGUCGCAGACCCGGUGCGUGUUGGCUGGGCGAAGUAGCGAUGUCACUGCAGACCCCGCCGGCUGCCACAGCCGGCUCAGAUCUCCCCGCAGUUACCGAGAAAGGGUCCUUUCUGGGUUACAAAAUGGGCGAGGACAGUUUUGUUCCCCCGUCAGUGGAGGAAGAGGAAGACGGGGAGAAAGAAAAGGAGAAAGAGAAAUUGCCUCCUAUCCUGACUGCAUCUAAUACUGCUGCUGGGGGAUUGGAAAGAGGAGCCAAAAGCCAAUUUUCUACUUUUAGCAAUUUUAUUUCCACUAUCAACCAAAAGAAAGAAGCAGCUGGAAGCAGCAGCUCACCUACACAACUUGUUAUACCCAACAUCAAAAAUGAUUACUACAAAUGGAAGAAGUACUUCAGAUUGAUUUCCCAUCUUCAGCAAAAAAGAAGCAGUUCAAUGGUAUUGAACUUUGUUUACUAUGCCAAAGGAGUUGUAAUGAGGCACUGGUUAAAACGUCAGCAUCCAUCUAGAAAUAACUGGAAUCCAUCUUCAAAUGUGAGAGAUCUACCACCAAUUUGCCUUGAUGUUAGGCAAAAGCAGCGCAUCUCUAUAGAUACACUACCACCGGAACCGAAAGCUCCAGUCCCUCCAGAAUCUUCCCUUCCCAUCCGAACCAAAACUAUGAAAGACUUCCAGGAGGAUAUGGAAAAAGCUAAGUCAUCAGGAGAUUGGAAAGCUGUACAUGAUUUUUAUUUAACAACAUUUGAUUCUUUCCUGGAGUUAAAUGCUGCAUUUAAGAAAGAUGUCAGUCUCCCUUUCAGUACCAUUGAAGACUCUGGAAUCAAUGCUAAAUUUGUGAAUGCUGUCUAUGAUGCCUUACUAAAUACUCCUCAAGAUAUUCAGAAGUCUGUCCUAAAAGGAAUAAUUAAUGGUCUGUUACAGGAGUGGAAAGGGCCACGAACAAAAGAUGAUCUUAGAGCAUACUGUAUACUUCUACAGAAUCCUCAGUUUAGUAACACAUCUACUUAUGUCAUCUAUGCUCACUUGCUAAGACAGAUAGCAACCUUGGCAGAAGCUGACCAUCAUUUCCUAGCUCACUGGUUUAAAAAGAUUUCGCAGAGAAGGUUUAAGCAGUUAGUAGACAGGUUGCUGCAAUUUAUUUCUUUACGUCUGUUCCCUGCAAAACCUGAAGAAUUCCCACCCAUGAUAAAAUGUACCUGGUGGAUUCCAUCAGCAACCAAAGUCUUGGCUUUAUUCAAUGCUGCAAAUAGCCUAGCUAAUCCUGCUAUUAUUCCAUAUAUGGAUUUUUAUAAUUCUACUUUGGAUCAUAUUGAUCUCAUGGAAGAGUAUCAUAACUGGCAGUGUUAUGGAAACUCUCACAGGUUUUCUUUCUGUCAGUAUCCAUUCAUUAUUUCUAUAGCAGCAAAAAAAGUUAUUAUUCAAAGGGACUCAGAACAACAGAUGAUAAGCAUGGCACGGCAAAGUCUGGUGGACAAAGUCUCUCGCAGGCAGAGACCUGACAUGAAUAUGUUAUUCCUAAACUUGAAAGUGAGAAGGAUGCACCUUGUUAGUGAUUCACUUGAUGAGCUGACACGGAAGAGGGCAGAUUUGAAAAAAAAGUUGAAAGUUACAUUUGUAGGGGAGGCUGGUCUUGAUAUGGGUGGCUUGACAAAAGAAUGGUUUCUUCUCCUUAUUCGCCAGAUUUUUCACCCAGACUAUGGUAUGUUUACAUAUCACAAGGAUUCACACUGUCACUGGUUUAGCAGUUAUAAAUGUGAUAACUACUCUGAAUUCCGAUUGGUUGGAGCUCUUAUGGGACUUGCCGUGUAUAACAGUAUCACCUUGGAUAUUCGCUUCCCACCUUGCUGUUAUAAGAAACUUUUGAGUCCUCCCAUUGUUCCCUGUGAUCAGAACACACCUGUAGGCAUCAGUGAUGUUUCAUUAGAUGACCUGUGUCAUAUUAUACCAGAGUUGGCCCAUGGACUAAGUGAGCUUCUAUCCUAUGAAGACAACGUUGAAGAAGACUUUUAUUCAACUUUCCAGGUUUUUCAAGAAGAAUUUGGAGUCAUAAAAUCUUAUAACCUAAAGCCUGGUGGUGAUAAAAUUCCAGUUACGGCUCAGAAUAGGAAAGAAUAUGUGCAGCUUUAUGUUGACUUCAUUCUCAACAAAUCAAUCUACAAACAGUUUGCAGCUUUUUAUUAUGGAUUCCAUAGUGUCUGUGAUUCAUAUGCAUUGAUGCUACUUCGUCCAGAAGAGGUUGAAAUUCUUGUUUGUGGAAGUCCUGAACUAGAUAUGUAUGCUCUACAGAGAAACACCCAGUAUGAUGGCUACCUGAAAACUGAUCUCACUAUACGAUACUUUUGGGAGGUAGUACUCGGAUUUCCUCUUGAUCUCCAAAAGAAGCUGCUGCAUUUUACUACAGGAAGUGACAGAGUACCUGUGGGAGGGAUGGCUGAUUUGAAUUUCAAGAUUUCAAAGAGUGAAACGUCCACUAACUGGUUACCUGUGGCCCACACGUGCUUUAACCAGCUUUGCCUCCCUCCUUACAAGAGCAAAAAAGAACUGAAGCAGAAGCUGAUCAUUGGAAUUUCAAAUGCAGAAGGUUUUGGUCUAGAAUAAUUUGAAAGGUUUAAAAUACAGGAUUUUUUUAUGUAGCACUCACUUUCCUCUUAUUGUGCCUUUAAGCUUUUCAUGUUUGUCUCUUGAUACUGUGCCAGUCUUAUCCAAUUUAAAACAUGAUUUUUUUAGUUAAUGCAAAGUGCAUUUGUUUUUGCUGUAUGGCAAUACAUUUACUGCUUUUUUUUUUCACAAAGUAAUUUUCAUAAAAUACAGAAUGCUGCAUUACUUGACAGAAGAAAGCCGCCAGAGGUGACAAAUUCCAGGUUACAGUUUUGAGUCUGAUUAUUCUUGGAGCACUUUAUAAUUAAUCAUAAUUUACAUCCGGAUGCAUGUUCCACUGGGAAAGGAAACAUAAAAGGUUUAUUGAUUAGAUAAGCCAAGUGGCAGAAUGUCUUCAAUUAAUACACGCAGUAGCAAAGUGUAUAACUGCCAUUCAUGUGAGACACGGGGCCAUAUUUUCAUAUUGAGACAUAAAGCAAUUACAGCCUAGAUGAAAUGUAUACAGUUUUAAUGUUCUGGCUUUCGUUAUCAAAUAAUUAAGCAGGAUAUUUAAAAAGCAUGUAAAUAACUGCCUGUGGAAAAAUAGAAUUUUGAUAGUGCCAUUAAUUGCUAAAGAUUUAUUUUUACAAAUACACAGUUUUAGAUGUUAUAUAUUCAGCUUUUACAGAUCAACAGAAUUGAUUUGUACAGGAAUGUUAAAAGUACUAUUUUCAGUAUAGCUGGACUCAAGGACAAACUUUAAGUAUUAAACAACCUGCAUGUAAAUCUUAUGAAAUUGGCAGCAAACUAAUCAGUUUGGCUGUAGAUAUUGUAGUUUUGUAACCAUGGCUUACUUAAAGAAAUUGGAUGUUGACAGGUAAAUUCUAAAUCUCUUUGAAUAACUUAAGAAAUAAGUGAUAUCCACAUCACAUGGAAAAAUAUUAAAAUUUUAACUUGUGUACAAUGCUGUCAUUUGAUCAACAACUUUAUGCUAGAAAUCUUUUACUAAAAGUUUAUUAGAGUAAGCUAUGACAAAAGUGAAUACAAGAACAUAUCAAAAUGCUGUAUCUUUCAUUUAACUUGAAGGUCGGUAUUUAGACAAUGUUUUGGUUUUUUCACUGCACACUAAUAAAGUAAAUGUAAAGAUAUUCUUGUCUGAAAGUUUUAGCAAAUUUGGAGCUGAGGAAGAAACUGGUUGUAAAAUGCAGGCAUAAUUACAAGUCCAUUUUUAUUCACAACCUGAGACAGUAGCAGCAUACAGUAUAGUAUAUUGUAUUUUUUUACAUCAAGUAAUACCUACUGUAUGUUCUAUGGAUUUUGCAAUGGAACUUAUUUGCAAUAACAAAAUAUAUAGUAAUUUUUCUGAUACUUUUCUUAUUCUGGCUAUUUCUUCCUUUCUAUACUACUUACACACAACCAGCAGAUUUCUACAUUGGUUAGUAAACUAAUCUGGCUACUCUGUAACCUUAAUGCCAUUAAUCCUUUAGUAGAUAAUUACACAUUUCAUUCUGUUCUGAUCCUUAAAGAAGGUAGUGAUGGUUUUCCAUUUUUAUUUUAUUAGGAAUAGAGAUUAGUGGUAGGAUUUUUGAAAGCAUUCAGCAUUGGCCUAACUCAGCUCCUCUUUAAGUGAGUGGUAAAACUACCAUUGACUUCAGUGGAAGCAUAUUUAGGCCAGUAAUUGUUGCUUUUAAAAAUACCACUCUAGAAUUAUAUUUUUAAUCUGAAAAUGUAAAGUGAAUCAGUUACACAAAUCACACUGCUUCACCACUGUACUGCCUGAACUAAAAAGACAUUUAAAAUGGGUAAAAUACUAAUAAGCACAAAAAUGUGGGUGUAUUUUAGAAGUCAGAAUUAUGUAUAUUUUUAUUAAGUAAACUGGAAGCAAAAUUUUUGUUUCUAGAGGGGGUGAUUCAUGGAAAGUUGUCAUGCAUUUUUGUUUAUGAAUUAAUAGCUCUACAGUUUCUCAUGUAAAAAUGCAUAUGUCAAUAUUUUUAUGACUCAAGCCCACAUUUAAUAACUGAAGCAUUGUUUCUGCCUAUCAUUAAGAUAAAAGCUUUACAUUUUAAUCUUUUAUCAUAAAAUUGCACUUUGCCUUGGUUUAGUUUUAAUUAUUAAAAGCUUUUUGGGUUUACUGUGUAAUAUUACCUCAAAAUUUUAAAAGCUAUUAUAUUUGCAUCCAUUUUUAAAUAAAUUAGAGAACUGUCAUUGAAUUACAUUUUAUAUUUCCUGACAUUAAGUUAAAUAAUUGUAAUUUUUGUAUUUGUUAAAUGAAAGCAUUGCACAAUAUUUAUGAAAUAAGCCUCUGAUCUCCUCAUUUAACAUUGUUUGCUCAACUACAUUUUGUUUUUUGUCUUGCAAUGUAAUCCAACAAAACCUUCCUCCUCCUCCCUCACCCCCCUUUUUCUCUCUACAAUUGUUUUGUACAUUACCUAAGAAAAUCUGGUUUGUAUACAUUUGUUCAUUACUGGGUACCUAUUUUUAUGUAUUGAAAUUGUGAAGUCAUUAAAUCAAACACGUUUCAAUUUCCAA
Caretta caretta (loggerhead turtle) is the source of this 5106-nucleotide messenger RNA. It is a transcript of the gene HECTD2, whose product is annotated as HECT domain E3 ubiquitin protein ligase 2. The record is from RefSeq and is a predicted model, not a curated record. Gene Ontology annotation, molecular function: ubiquitin protein ligase activity. Lineage: Eukaryota; Metazoa; Chordata; Testudines; Cheloniidae. Gene Ontology annotation, biological process: protein polyubiquitination.